Fonsecaea multimorphosa CBS 102226 is the source of this 696-nucleotide messenger RNA. RefSeq lists its product as uncharacterized. The record is from RefSeq and is a predicted model, not a curated record. Gene Ontology annotation, molecular function: 3'-5'-RNA exonuclease activity; nucleic acid binding. The transcript is spliced from 2 exons. The coding region runs from base 1 to 696 and encodes 231 amino acids. Gene Ontology annotation, cellular component: mitochondrion. NCBI's taxonomy places the organism in Eukaryota, Fungi, Ascomycota, Eurotiomycetes, Chaetothyriales, Herpotrichiellaceae.
AUGACGGGUCUCAAUCCCGCCACAGAUACAAUCAUGUCGAUAUCGUGCAUCAUCACCACGGCCGACCUCGCGCCGCUGGACACCGAGGGCUUCCACGCCGUGAUAUUCCACACGCCGGCACAACUGUCCAGGAUGUCCGAGUGGUGCGUCAAGACGCACGGCGAGUCCGGCCUCGUCCAGGAAUGCCUGACCUCGUCGACCAGCGCCGCAGACGCCGCGGGCCAGCUCCUCGCGUACAUCAAACACUACGUCCCCGAACCGGGCCGGGCUCUUCUGGCCGGGAACAGCAUCCACGCCGACCGGGCGUUCCUGGCCGUGCCGCCGUGGAACGCCAUCCUGGAGCAUCUCCACUACCGGCUGUUCGACGUCUCGGCCAUGAAGGAGAUGGUGCGGCGCUGGGCCAGUGAAUCCGUGUUGAUGGCCGCGCCGCGCAAGGAACUGAGACACACGGCCAGAGCCGACGUGUUGGAGAGCAUCCAGGAGGCACAGUAUUACAAGAGCUUGAUUGAGGGCAUGGGUCUGGGUAAUGUCUCUCCACCGUCGAUGCCGCCGAUCCAGCCACAGCCACAGCAACCGUUCAUGCCCGCCCCAGGCACAAAGCAAGGCCAAGAAGCUCUCGACAUGCUCCGCAACAGCGGCUCACUCAUCGGCGACGUCGGGGAUCUCGACCCGGGCUUCAGGACCGAUAUACCUUGA